AUGAUGAGAGCCAACAUCCUACUGGGCGAUACGGACCAACUCGCAGCAAGGCACAGCGCCCAAUCCAUCUGGUUGGCCCUGUUUCAGAAGCAGCAGCAGCAGCAGCAGCAGCAGCAGAACCGGAAAUUCGGCAAGCAGAUCCAGAAGCGCCAGCUCGAGAUUCCCGAGUAUUGGGCCAGCUUUGUCAACUACAAGGCUCUCAAAAAGCUCAUCAAGAAGCUGUCUGCAACGCCGACGUUGCCCCCUCAAAAUGAAACCCACCGCUCCGUCACGCCUGUGGACUCCCAGGCGGCCCUCCAGGCCAACAAGGCCACCUUCUUCUUCCAGUUGGAACGAGAGCUCGACAAAGUAAAUGCCUGCUAUUUGCAAAAAGAAGCCGAGCUCAAGAUCCGACUCAAAACCCUGCUCGACAAGAAAAAGGUGCUGCAAACGCGACAUGGCAUCUCAAGGCGCUCGUCCAAGUUCACCACCUUGCAAGAGGGCUUUCAACAGUUUGCCACAGACCUCAACAAGCUGCAACAGUUUGUCGAGGUCAAUGGCACCGCCUUUUCUAAGAUUCUCAAGAAAUGGGACAAGACCUCCAAGUCCAAGACCAAGGAGCUUUACCUGUCCCGGGCUGUCGAGGUGCAGCCGUUCUUCAAUGCCACCGUCAUCAGCGAACUCUCGGACCAGGCCACCACGAGCCUACAGGAGCUUGGCGCCUGGUCGGACGGCAUUCAGGUCAACUUUCAGACGUCUGGCCACGUCGUUACGAGCCAACAUUUCGUGGGAACGGACGAGGGUGACGCUGACACGCUACUGCUGGAUACUGUUGUCGCUGGCAACCUCGAAUCAUUGCGGGACCUCCUCAUCAGGAUGCAGUCGGCAAGUGUGGCCGACGAUGGCGAGAGCUCGUUGAUGGACCGCGUCACCCGGACCUUUUUGACAGCCAUUCACGACGCUCCUCGAGAAUCACUGCAGGUGUUGCUCGACACUGGCCUCGUCGACCUUCACUCGUACGAUGAUAUCAACGAGCGCAAUUGUCUGCACCAGGCAACCAUCUACGGCAAACAACAUGUCCUUGAAUGGGGCUUGAAUGCGGGCGUCGCGGCGGAUCGAACCGACGUCUAUGGUCGAGUGCCAUUGCAUUAUGCCUGCUUGCACGGCCGACUCGAAAUGCUCGAGGUGCUACUGAGAUCAAACCCUCGGACGAUUGACCUGAUCGACCACGACAAUUUCACUCCACUGAUACACACCAUACGAAACGGGCAUCUUGAUUGCGUCCAACGUCUCUUGUCCAAGUCGGCGCGGAUCGACCCCGUCUCAGUCUCAGACCACGCACCUCUGAAUCUUGCCUGCGAGCACGGAUCGGAACCGGUUGUGGAGCUCCUGCUGAAGCACGGGGCCAAGAUGCUGCCAGAUGCCGAGGGCCUGUUUCCUCAGCACCUAGUGGCGCGAGCCGGCAAGACUUCGCAUCUGCUGUUGCUCCUGAAGCAGUAUGGAGCAGACCUCGACCUAAUCGACAAGCUGUACGGGUGGACUCCUCUCGUGCACGCCGCGAGCGAGGGCAACGUUGACUGCCUCCAGGCGCUACUUAAAGUCGGCGUGGAUGCUCACAUUGUGGACGAGAAAGGCUUACCCGCUAUGUACUACGCAGCUUGGGAAGGCCAUCUCGAAUGCAUGAAGCUGCUUUUCCCCUUCAACGUCCGAUUCACGGCCAGCCCGUUGGUCACGCAGGUGUCGCUUGAGCCGAUGGACGGCAGCAGUGCCCCUGGUCCCAUGUCCUUGGAUCCCGAUGCGAUUCCCGUUCUCGAACUGCCGCCCCCCAUCAUCCCUCUUCGCAGAUACGGCCAUAACUUCCUCGACACCAAGACUGUGGUGCAGAUCAACUUUGAGGAGACCAAGGAACAGCCGCUGAUCUUCUUCCAAGACGGCAAAUAUCCUGCCGCUCGCCUCACGAUCUCCUCCAAGGUGUCGGACCUCAUCCCCAAGAAUAUCAUCCUACCCUUUCAAGAAGAUACCCGCAUCGUUUCCUUUCAAGUCGACAACAUUGACACGUUUUCGCUCGACUUUGACGUCUUCCCCACGUACGGCGCAAAGGUCAUCGCAAAGACGGUGGUGCUACCCAGCGCCUUCAAGUUGCAGCAGGGCAGUUCGAGCUGCUGCCUGCCCCUGUUUGAUCCCCGUCUACGCGCCAUCGGGCAAAUCAGUUUCACCACCCAGGUCAUCAAGCCGUUUCAGGGGCAACCGUUGGAGAUUACCGACUUUGAGACGUAUUGGAAAGCGACGAGCCAGUUCAACCAGCCCACAAGCGCCAUCGUCACGGGAUCAAGCCUCAGCGGGGACUACGUGCGUCUGUUUAUACAGUACACGAGCGACGGCGCGCCUGUCGUCUGGCCACAGUGGACCGUGGCUUGCGGCGGGCUCGAUAUACCCGUGUGCCGGCUGUCGUUGGAACAGUUCCUGGUAAUCACGGCGCCAAACCCGAGCCGCGCUGAGCUGCCGGGAAUUCCGUCCAUGACGGCGGAAAACGUGGGCGACAUCUACCGCAUCUUGGCAACGGCCGGUGUGACGCUCACCGAGGCGUUGUCCGUCCUGCCGCUCGGCGUGCAUGUCAACCUGCAGAUUCUGUAUCCGUCGCCCGAAGAAGAGAAGGCGCUGGCGCUGGGCCCGGCCCUCGACGUCAACGUAUUUGCAGAUUCCAUCCUGACGGCCGUCUUCGACCAUGCGCGUGCCCAGAGAGCCCAGUACCAGUCGCCCGACGUGGCCCGAUCGAUGGUGUUUAGCAGCUACAGCCCCCGCCUGUGCACGGCUCUUAACUGGAAGCAGCCCAACUUUCCCGUGUUCCUAUGCAACGACCUAGGCAGGGAGCAGACGAUCGGGCGGCAGGGCAAUGCGAGGAGGAGCAUGUCGGUCAAGGAGGCGGUGCGAAUCGCGCAAAGCAAUAACUUUAUGGGGCUCAUGUGCCACUCUCAGCUCUUGGAAAUGGUGCCCGCACUGGUCGAUGCAAUCAAGUCGCAUGGCUUGGCGCUCGUCAUGGACAGGUCGACGGACAUGUCGGACGCGAACUUAUCCUCCAUGUCGAUUUCUCAUCCGCCCACGGGUGUGGAUGGCGUCCUCAAAGAUCAUGGCAUCUUACGGUUUAAUGAUUCUAUAGAUAUGUAG
Hirsutella rhossiliensis is the source of this 3144-nucleotide messenger RNA. Its product is annotated as ankyrin repeats (3 copies) domain-containing protein. NCBI's taxonomy places the organism in Eukaryota, Fungi, Ascomycota, Sordariomycetes, Hypocreales, Ophiocordycipitaceae. Bases 1 to 3144 code for a protein of 1047 amino acids. Gene Ontology annotation, molecular function: protein binding; phosphoric diester hydrolase activity. The transcript has 8 exons. Gene Ontology annotation, biological process: lipid metabolic process. The record is from RefSeq and is a predicted model, not a curated record.